Messenger RNA from Brassicogethes aeneus, 2274 nucleotides. NCBI's taxonomy places the organism in Eukaryota, Metazoa, Arthropoda, Insecta, Coleoptera, Nitidulidae. The record is from the annotation of a GenBank genome assembly.
AUGGUGGCCAAGCCAAAGUUUCAAUUUUCACUUACUGGAGGUAAUCUUGCACAAUCCCAGCUAAGUGUGGACGUGCAUGAUGGUCCUUCUUUGCAUUGUAUCUUGAAAAAUACGGUAAUUAUACCGACUAAAAAAUUCCUGCUGGAGUGCAGUGGUUCUUUUGAAUCAAUUUCGUUGCGCCUGCAGUUGCAAAAAUCAAUCUUGAUUAUUGGUUUUCAUCCUUUGUCAUCCUUGUCUAGCUCUUACAAAACCGUGUCAGGGCUCUGGAGAUCGCAGAUUGUGUCCAAAUCGCAAUGCCACAACUUGUGGCAAGCCAGUUUCCACAAGUGCUAUGUCAGGCCCAUACUAUUAAAGCUAGAAGUUUAUGACAGUGAAGAAAGCAUUCGUUUUAAAUGGACUUGUGUUGUUUGCGGGGAGAUUUGCUUCAGCACAAAAAUGCUAAGCAUGCAUGAGCUAACUCACGCGGGCCAAUUGUUUUCUUGUACCUAUUGCAAUAAAGAAUUUAACGAAUUACAUGCCUAUAAACGCCACAUAAGUAACCAUAUAAGAAAAAGGAAGCACAAGUUGUAUUGUAAAAUUUGCGAUAAAUACUUUUCUUCACCACAAUACUUAAAGGCUCAUUUAAAUAUUCAUGAGGGGAUUACAUUUAAAUGCGACGUGUGUAAUAAGGAUUUUUCUGAUAGAGUUUAUUUAAAAAAACACUUGAGGGUCCAUGAACAUGAUUACGAAGCUGACAGAGAUAAUUGCAGCUUUUGCGGAAAAAAUUUGAUGAAAUCAACGUUAAGACAUCACAUUAAAACUUAUCAUAGUGGAAAUGUAUACGAAUGCAAAUUUUGCAAGAAACGAUAUUUUAGCGAUGAGUACUUGAAGCAGCAUUUAAAAACCCACGAAAAAGGAUAUGUAGGACCACUUAUACAAUGUCCUCUAUGCGAGAAAACAUACCAAAGCAGUCGAGGUUUCAAGAGACACAACAAAAUCGAACACGAAGGUCACAGACAUACAUGCGACUUAUGUGGAAAGGAUGUGUCAAGUGCUGCAUCACUAAAAAGUCAUAUCAGAAGCCAUAACAAUGAGAAACCUUUUCUUUGUUCGGAGUGCGGCAAAAGUUUUGGUACUAAAACUCUUUUAAAAGUUCACACGAGAACUCAUACUAAAGAAAAACCAUAUUCAUGUGAAAUAUGUGGAAAGAGUUACUCGCAAAGAUCGCCUCUUCUAAUUCACCUCAAAACUGCUCAUAGUGACGACAGACCAUUUAAGUGUACCCUGUGCGAUAAAGCGAAAAUUAAAAAAGAAUUUUUAUUAUGUGGAAGAAGCUCGAUAAAAAAAUAUUACAGGUUCACUUGCAUUGUUUGUGGCAAAGGUUGCAGCAAUAAUAUCAAACUCAACAAUCACGAACGUACUCACGUAGGUCAGCUGUUUCGUUGUAUAAUUUGCGACAAGAACUGCAACUCGAUACUAACGUUCAAACGUCAUAUGUACCGUCAUAAACUCCUAAGAAAAGGACCAGCCAAGUGCGAUGUUUGUGAUAAAGUAUUCGCAACUGCCGGCUCCUUAAACCACCACAGCAAAAAACAUAGUGGUGUAAAAUUAAAGUGCCCUUUAUGCAAUAAACAUUUUGAGAUAAACUAUUUAAAGCAACAUUUAAAAAACCACGCAGAUGGUAAUUUAAAAGUAAAAUGCGAAAGAUGUGGCAGAGAAAUGAAGCAGAGUUCGGUGAAGCUUCAUAAUAAAACAUAUCACAGUGGAGUUGCUUACGAAUGUCAUAUUUGCAAAAAAAAAUAUCAUAGCGAUGGUUACCUCAAGACUCACUUAAAAACACACGAAGAAGGAUAUGUGCAAACUCCGAAGGAAUGCCAACAGUGCGGGAAGUUUUACGCUUGCAUUCAAAGUCUUCGGCACCAUCAAAAAAUUGAACAUGAAGGAGUCAAACAAGUUUGUCAUGUGUGCGGAAAAGAAUUAACCAGCGUUGGUUCUUUGAAAAUGCACCUUAGAAACCACAGAAAAGAAAAACCCUUUAUUUGCCCCAUUUGUGGUAAAGGAUUCGUUUGCAACAACCUUCUGAAAGUACAUCUUAGAACGCAUACCAAAGAAAAACCGCAUGUAUGCAAAAUCUGCGGAAAAUGCUACUCCCAAAGAUCGCCCCUAUUAAUUCAUCUUAGAACUGUACAUAGCGACGAAAGACCCUUUAAGUGUUCAAUUUGUGAUAAAGCUUUUGUUAUUCAAAGUCUUCUAAAUUCUCAUCUUAAAACCCAUUCGAAAAUUUGUAAAUCAUGA